AAAACUGUUGAUUUUCGAUUAUGUACUGGCUAGUAUUUAUGCUGUCAACCCAUUGCAUCUAUCAACAUUUUGUUAUCAGUUAUCAAAUUCUUUAUAAGUUUUGUUCUUUAAGUUCAAAAUUAUACUAGUACAUUCAAUAACAUCUGUAACAACACUUAUGGUACAAAACCAUCAAAUGGCUCCCCACCACUUGGACCAGGUUCGUCGACGACUCUUCGUAGACGAACCGUCGGAAAUAGAAUCAGAAAAUCAAAACCUGAUGCCUAAUCUUAAUAACGACAUUAAUAGACUGACAAAGCAAAUGACUGAAAACGCAAAGCUUAAAUGGAAUUUCGAUUUCGCCACGGAAACUCCUUUGGAAGGCGAGUGGGAAUGGGAGAAGGUAACAUCGGAAGAAAAAUCGCCACAAACUUUAAAUAAUCAGGCGAAGCAGUAACGUCAGAUCAAAUCAUGCCUUUUGGAGACUGAUUGUCGGGAGUAUUAAUUAUUUAUAUAUUUUUUAGUCAGAUGGUUGCAAUAUAUUUUUUGUGUAUACUAACAUAUUACCUAGUCUAGAUUUAGUAGAAGAAAUACGGCUACUUACCAAAAAUGAUGUAAAUAUAAUAGAAUAUAGAGAACUUGUAUUAUUUUUAUAUUUAUUAAUUUAAUUAAUAUAAAGUAUUUAUUUAUCAAAUAAAAUUUUUAGUGACAAAUCUA
Aethina tumida (small hive beetle) is the source of this 696-nucleotide messenger RNA. RefSeq names its product cyclin-dependent kinase inhibitor 1. Gene Ontology annotation, biological process: signal transduction by p53 class mediator; regulation of mitotic cell cycle. The transcript is spliced from 2 exons. Bases 158 to 436 code for a protein of 92 amino acids. Gene Ontology annotation, cellular component: nucleus. The record is from RefSeq and is a predicted model, not a curated record. Lineage: Eukaryota; Metazoa; Arthropoda; Insecta; Coleoptera; Nitidulidae. Gene Ontology annotation, molecular function: cyclin-dependent protein serine/threonine kinase inhibitor activity.